AGCGUCACAUGUUGUUUUUCUCCAGGAUCAGAUCAGUGCCUGCUCUGGUGCCACUGCACUGUCUCAUCUGCCACAGCUGACACACAUGUAAGUGUCUGCAAUGGAUUAGAUUCAAACGAGUUCUCUUUUCUUUUUAUUUAAAAAAACAAAACUUUUUAUUCUUGCUGGUUAUCCAGAAAAUAAGGACUGCGCUUGUUUUGCAACUUGGAAAUAGUAGUGGAGAGAAAUGGCAAGUCCUCCGACGACGGGAGGACACCUGUUAUCUAAUGGGACGAGUGGCGUGAAGAAGUGCGGUUACCUAAGGAAGCAGAAACACGGACACAGGCGCUUCUUCGUUCUGCGGGAGGCGACCGAGCGCUGUCCGGCGCGCCUGGAGUAUUAUGAAAGCGAGAAGAAAUGGAGGAACAAGUCCGCAGCUAAACGGUUGAUAUCUUUGGACUCAUGUCUGUGCGUAAACAAACGGGCUGACGCCAAACACAAGCACCUCAUCGCCCUCUACACCAAGGAUGAGUACUUUGCUGUGGCUGCGGACAACGAGCAGGAGCAGGAGAGCUGGUACACGGUUUUGACUGAUUUAAUAUCUGAGGGGAAAGUGUUCGACAGCCCCGCAGCCACCUCCUCCUUAGUUGGUUUUGAGGAGGCCAACUAUGGACUCAUUACUCCUGCAACUGCUGCAUAUAAGGAGGUUUGGCAGGUCAACAUGAAAUCCAAAGGCUUGGGUCAGAUCAAGAACCUCACAGGAGUGUACAGGCUGUGUUUGUCCAGCCGGACUAUCAGCUUUGUGAAAUUGAACUCUGAAACAGCAGCUGUCAGUUUACAGCUCAUGAACAUCCGCAGAUGUGGUCACUCAGACAGUUUCUUCUUCAUAGAGUUGGGGCGGUCAGCGGUCACUGGGCCAGGGGAGUUCUGGAUGCAGGCAGAGGACUCCGUGGUGGCACAGAACAUCCAUGAGACCAUCUUGGAGGCCAUGAAAGCCAUGAAGGAGCUGUCUGAGUUCAGGCCGCGAAGCAAAAGCCAGUCAGCAAGCACUAACCCCAUUUCUGUGCCCACACGACGGAACCUCAACAACCCCCCUCCUAGUCUGACUGGCCUGGUGAGGAGGUCCAGGACAGAUAGCAUGGCAGCCUCUUCCCCGGGGAGAAAGUUCACAUCCUGUCGGAUAAGAACGGCCAGUGAGGGAGAUGGAUGUGUAACCCGGCCCGUUUCCAUGUCCAUAUCUGUGAGUGGGAGUCCCACCAGUCUAAACUCUGGGAAUCACCUCAUCAGGUCCCACACCCUCAGCAGUGGGCGCACCUGCAGAAUGCUAGAGUCAGCCUCCAGCCUGCAUCACAGCCGUUCCAUGACAAUGUCCAACUCUCCUCCGGCUGCAUCCAGCCCCAUCAGUGUGUCUCCAAGAGGUGGGGCUAGUAUCUCCACUCCCGACAAAGCCAGGCGGCCGUUCAGCUGCAGCGCCUCCAUCUCUGGCUCCCUCAGUGACACAGGCUUCAUACUGUGUGAUGACUACAGCUCCAGUCCAUGUGAUCUCAAAUUUCUCCCCCUGACCCGCAGCAACACCCCUGACUCUCUGUCCAGCACACCUCCAUCACGUGACAUCAGUGACCCCUGUGGUUACAUGAUAAUGGAGGGUGCAAAUGGGAGUCAGACAUUCGACAAGGCUUACAGGAAGCGGACGCACUCCCUCACCACACCACGUCAGAAAAGGGUAGUGGCGCCGCUUUCCUCUGCCUCACUGGAUGAGUACACGCUCAUGAGAAUGGCACAUGGACAGAAUUGUCACUCCGCCUCACCCAAAGUCUGCUACCCUGAGGAUUAUGGAGACAUUGAAAUUGGUUCAUCCAGGAGCUCAAGUAGUAACAUCGGCGAUGAUGGUUACAUGCCGAUGACUCCAGGUGUAGCACCACACUCUGGAAAAGCAGAUAACUAUGUGCCCAUGAGCCCCAUGUGUGUCUCUGCUCCAAAGCAGAUUGUGAAUCCCAGGGUGCAUCCUCAGGUGGCUGCUGGUGGCAGCUUCAAAACCAACUCCCCCUGCAGUAGCUCUCUGGAGGACAACGGCUACAUGAGAAUGUGGUGCAGCUCCAAAUCCUCCAUGGAGAGCCUAGACAAGCAUGGUGAAUACAUGAACAUGUCACCCGGAAAUCCACCUUCUCUCCAGACUCCCCCUGACUACUACCAGGGUCCGGUUGCUUGUGAACCAGCAGCAGUGAAGUCAGCUCACCAGGCCGGCUCCUUAACAUUACCUGCUAAGCUUCAGACCACAAAGAAUGAAGAUAACAGCCAGUAUGUGUUGAUGAGUCCUCAGAGUUUGAGGCAGAAGGGUGGAGAGUCUGACUACUACUCAGUGAUGCAGCCCAGUGCAGCACAAACCUCACCGCUGAGCCCCUCAAUGCCGUCUCCUGUCAGGCACGGCCGCGUGGAAAACCCAGCCUACAGAGGGAGGUUGGGCAGACCCAACAGGUUAUCCCUCGACAGUGUGAGGACGCUCCCCAGCAUGAAUGAACACCCCCUGCCUGGAGAGCCCCGGAGUCCCGGGGAGUAUAUUAAUAUUGACUUCAGCUGCACUAGAUUCUCCCCACACUCCACCAUGUCCACAGAGAGCCAGUCCUCAUCUCUGGGCUCGAGUGGAGAGGUCCAGGGGAGGUCGUCGCUGACAGACUACAUAAACCUGGACCUGGGCUCACACUCACCAAAGGAGGCUGACACUCCUGCUGAGCGCCUGGACACACUCCCAGAGUUAUCUAUGUGCCCCUGCUCAGAGGAGGAUGGUGUGUACCAUCUGGGCAGUGAGAAAGGGUCUCAGGGCCUCGGAAAUGAGGUGAAAAAUGACUACACAGAGAUGGCAUUUGGAAUGACCAGCUCGCCCCCACAGCUUGUUCCUCAGAACACAGCAAGCCAGAGCAACAGGGAGAGGAGGCUCUCUCAAGAGGUCCAGGGAGUCCCAGAACGCAUCGGGGUUUUCCUGCUGGGGGCCACAUCAUCCAACACAGUGGACCCUGACUGCUCUGCCAAGGUGAUCAGGGCCAACCCACAGGGACGCCGGCGCCACAGUUCCGAGACGUUCUCCUCCACUGCCACUGUAACUCCUGUCUUCCCCUCCUUCGCUCAUGGCGAACUGGUGAGGAGGCCCAGCUCAGUUGAGAACAUCUCAUCCCGCAGCAGUGAGGGCUCUGACGAGGAGUAUGGCAGCCCAGUGAACCGCCAGACCUCAGCUGGCUACCCCAAUGGACUGAACUAUAUUGCCUUGAACCUGCUGGACAACAGAGAUGUGAAGAAAUGCGAAGAUCUGGUUGGCUUCAAUCCCACUAGCUGCAAAGGGGGCAUCAAUGGAUUACUCAGCACUCCAUACGUCUGUUUGGGAUUCAAGGAGGCUGCCACCACUGCCAAAGACUGAGAGACUCCUCCGUCCUCUGACUUGGCAUCUUCAUCAACCUGCUGCUCAAAUAACAACUUUGCCCUUCCACCUGGUUCUGAGGCCACGAAAGACUCUCGGCAACAAACACACACACGGGAACACAUGCGAGUAGGAUGCGAGCACGUCACCAGCCGUGCAUGUCAUGAAUUUGCUAAAGACAGGAGAGGUGUUCUUAUGCGUGCUUGUGUGUGUGUGUAUAUUGGUGAGUCUCAUGUUUCCAUUUCCCCUGUGACCCAAAUUGUGGGGCAAGCACAGAAACAAAGAUAGUCAGACAAUAACAAAGCAUGUAUGGUAUGAUCUACAUACUAUUUAUUUACUUAUGACAACCUAUGUGAGUGCAAGUGUGUGUUUCUGCAGAAAAGGUAUGAAACCUACUAUAAAAAUGCCCAGGGAGUACACUGAGGAUAUAACUAUAUUUAGAUUAGAUAUCUUAUUUAUUUUUGAAAGAUGAAUGUCUGAUAAGACCCACAUGAUGCCUUAAUGUCUAUACUGUCCUUAUGUUUUCUAUGAAAUUACAAAUAUUCUAUUACGGUAUAUCUGUUUGGACCUACAUCUCUAUAUUGUUAUUCUUUGUGGUUUACCCUUCAAAUAUAUUAUUACAGAAAUGUACAGUACAGUACAGUAAAGCUGCUCGAGAUCAGAUUUAUCGUAUUGAUAUUAAAGUAUUUUCUUAAUUCCUAAUUACUUAUUUAUUCUAACCCAGUUUAUUUUCUUUUGUCCAAUCAAAACGCUGGACUUUAAGAGAUCUAUUUCUUCAUGACUUCAAGAGUUUUGCAUGUGUUUGUAACUCAGCUCAGAUCCCACAGUUCCUCAGUCACUUGAGCCUGAAAACCUCACACACUCCUACCUUCAAACCUGCCUCCUGCUUUAUUUUGUUUAGCUCGAAGCAGGCUGCUCUCCUGUGAUAUCAUUCGAAGGUACUGUCUAGGUGAUUAUGGACGGGGUGCGUGGAGCCAGUGGGUUAAGAAAAUCUAGUCGAAGCAGUUUUUAACCCCUAAGUUUGAGGGGAGGAGAAGAGAGAGAUGUCAGCAGUGUUGGACGAGCACUGAGAGGAGGAGGGCUCUGGGGAAAAAAGUCGGAGAAAAAGAAAGCAACGGUCACAUCUGGCACCAUUAUGGAGGUUCAACGGAGAAUCAGCUGUCUGGAAGAUGUGGCAGACAACAUGAGAAACUGUAGCUGGCAGAAGACAAUUAUGCAAUAUUACGAGUUAGAGGAAGACUAUAAAACCACACAAGAGCAUGACACGUAUGUAACAGGUCAGGGGUGUAAUGGUACAGGCAUUUGUUUUAUUUUAUUCGGUACAAAACACCAAACUGUGUUUACAAUGAAUGAAACUAUGAUUUUCAUUUGUUAUUGAAUUUAUAUCCGGCACAAGUGUUACAGCAGGGUGGGCAAAGUGGGCCACAUGCUAAAAGAGUGGUUGAUGUCUUUCUUCUUUAAAUUAUAUAACCAGCUACUGUACGUACAGGAGACUGCAACUACUUUAUGGUGAGAAACCUGUUAACACGGCCGGCCUGCCAAUACAGAUCUCUCCUUUCUAAUUUCUAAAUGAGUGGUGUCAUAUGAAAAUGUAAGUACAUUUAUGUGAAAUGAUUCCAAAUAUUGUCAAAAAAGAAUCCAUAAACAAUAAUUGGAAAAGAAAAAAAGGUGUUGGUUCCAUAUAGGGCCCUCUUGGGUCCCUCUUGGGUCCCUCUUGCCCUGAAAAAAUGACUGAAAUGCCCCUGAUAAUUGAUUGGAUGUUUUAAAUGUUUUAAACAAAUUAAACAGAGAUUACACAAAAUAAUGUGUCUGCAAUUUGAAAAGAUUUCUUCAGAAUAAAUUCAACUUGAGACAAAUUUUGAGUCAUGGAGGAACUAAACAUUAAAAAGUGUACUAUACUAGUAUAUUUAGUAUAAUUCUGCUGCCUCUCCUGAGCUUUCAAACUGGCUGCCAGAGCGUUUGCAGUAACAUUAUCUGAGAGCCAAUUCAUCGUCCACUGUGCUGACUCCAGCUGGCUUACACCCCCCGGUAGUGUGCAUUAGAUUGUAAAUCAUUUAACCACAUCUGAAUAUCUGAAUGUAUGCCUGAGCUGGUGGGAACACCACAGAAACACAGCGCGGGAAACAUGUUCUGACACAGCUGAGUAACAUUGGAGCCGUACCGUGCCGUUAUGGUACAUAUUUAUCUUCAGAGUCUUGAAUGUGUACAGUAUAUAUUGUGUACAUAGACAGAGUUUAACGAAAAGAAACUGUUGAAAAUACUUAGAUUUUACCUACAGUAUGUUGCAAUGAUAUUCCUCUGUAAGGACUUUGGCUACGGAUUUUUUUAAGAAGGGGGGGGGUUUUGCUUCGAGUAUUGUACGCUUCUCUCCCUCUGUGACUAUAUGAAAAAAAACAACUGUCUAUUUUAUUAUAAAAAUCUCUCUGCCUUGUUGACACACUUUACCUGAUGGCAUAUGCAAUAGUGACAGGAAUACAAUCUAGUUUACAACUGUGGAACCAUAUGUAACAUUGCUUUAAUAAUGUUUUUUUUUUUUUUUUUCUCUUUCUGCCAAGUGUUUUGUUUUCACCGCUGGUAACUAUUGUUCAUGUUUCAAAGCGCUUUCCUCUGUCCUCUUUCGCAGAUUGAUCUCAGACUGACUCGGUUUGAAUGUCGUCUUCCAUUGUACAUAGAUCAAUAUACUGUUUAUUGUGAUGCCCACAAGAGAUGACUAUGAUAAUAAUGAUUUCUAAAUUCUGGUCGUAGUAUUGCUUUUGUCUGUAUUGAUUAUGGAUAGCAACCUACAGAAAUAAAUGAAUUUAUUUAAAGAGGUA
This is a messenger RNA of Solea solea (common sole), 6201 nucleotides long. RefSeq names its product insulin receptor substrate 2a (gene irs2a). Gene Ontology annotation, biological process: insulin receptor signaling pathway. Bases 227 to 3388 code for a protein of 1053 amino acids. NCBI's taxonomy places the organism in Eukaryota, Metazoa, Chordata, Actinopteri, Pleuronectiformes, Soleidae. The record is from RefSeq and is a predicted model, not a curated record. The transcript has 3 exons. Gene Ontology annotation, molecular function: insulin receptor binding; phosphatidylinositol 3-kinase binding. Gene Ontology annotation, cellular component: plasma membrane; cytosol.